This is a messenger RNA of Tachysurus fulvidraco (yellow catfish), 1480 nucleotides long. It is a transcript of the gene vsx1, whose product is annotated as visual system homeobox 1 homolog, chx10-like. Bases 1 to 1119 code for a protein of 372 amino acids. The record is from RefSeq and is a predicted model, not a curated record. Lineage: Eukaryota; Metazoa; Chordata; Actinopteri; Siluriformes; Bagridae. Gene Ontology annotation, molecular function: DNA-binding transcription factor activity, RNA polymerase II-specific; transcription cis-regulatory region binding. The transcript has 6 exons. Gene Ontology annotation, biological process: regulation of DNA-templated transcription. Gene Ontology annotation, cellular component: nucleus.
AUGACAGGACGAGAGAAAGUAGAGGAAAAGCCGCACAGUAAAGUCUUAACGACUCCGACUUAUUUCGGUGCGGACAAGUCGCGCGUCAGCGGCGCCGGAUUUCGGUCCAAAGGCUUCGCCAUCACUGACUUGCUGGGCCUUGAACCGGACUUCCGGGCGCGUCAGCCCGGGACUGUAGAAGUCAGCGGACAGCACCAGAGCGUUGAUGUGGGUCACGGUACAAGGGCCGGGGGCUUCUCGUUGCCCGCAGGGUCUCUGCCACUCGGUUUAGGUUUCCUCUGCAGUCUGGCGGCGCAGCAGCCUCCCGGUGCCCCGUGUUUCCUCCCGGGACACAUCCCACUUCUGCAGUCCCGGACAGACAGGCAUUUCAACCAUAACAGCGAGCCACAGCGGCCAGACGUCUAUUCCGAUGAUGACUGUCUUUCUGGGGAUCAUAACGAAGAGAAAAGCUCAAGCAACUCUCAGAAACGAAAGAAACGAAGACACAGGACGGUGUUUACUUCUCACCAGCUGGAAGAAUUAGAGAAGGCUUUCAACGAGGCUCAUUAUCCAGAUGUUUACGCAAGGGAAAUGUUGGCCAUGAAGACAGAGCUCCCUGAAGACAGAAUACAGGUUUGGUUCCAGAACCGACGGGCCAAAUGGAGGAAGAGGGAGAAGUGCUGGGGGCGCAGCAGUGUGAUGGCCGAAUACGGCCUGUACGGCGCCAUGGUGCGUCAUUCCAUCCCUUUACCAGAAUCCAUCCUCAACUCGGCCAAAAACGGCAUGAUGGGCUCCUGCGCUCCCUGGCUUCUGGGGACUCCUCUCACUCUGCAAAAUCAGGACAAGCUAUCAGCAACACCCGAGACUGGCCCCAGCCUGAGAGGAAUGCAUAAAAAGUCCAUGGAAAUGUCCAAGAAGUCGCCGGAGAGGACUGCGUCCACACACUCCGAUCCAUACCACGAGGAAACGAAAGGGAAAGACGGAGACGUUGCGUGGACGAGACGAGGCUCGGUGACAGAUGAGUUGGAGGAUAUGGCCAUCGAUUUAUCCAACACAUCCAAACAGGAAGGCAAGAUCACUGCUUUGAAAGUCUCGUCUUCUCAUCCUGAAGCCAGCAUCCAUUCGGAAAACAAGAACUGAUGAUAAGGUGUACAGAAAAUAUGGACCUCUAUUUUUAAUGUUUGUCUCCUCAUGACUGGAUUUGUUUUUGGUGUUUGUGUUUAAUAUUAAUUAUUUAAUGUCAUGUGUUAUGAAAUGGCCAUGAGAUGAUGGCACUAAGUGUACAAGUGAGUUCAAGUCAAGUCAAGUCGCUUAGAAGAGCUUAUUUAUUUUGUAUUUACAAAAGAUGAUGUAUUUUUCUUGUUUUUUUAUGUUCUUGUUGCAAAAAUAAUCUAUCACUCAAGAUACUGUUCGUCAGCGUGUACAGCUCUGAAGCACUUUAUCUGCAUUGUUGUUGAGUAUUCAACAAAGCAAUGAAAUCCCAGCAAAUCAUUACAUAUCA